CUCAAAAACCCUCUUCCCAAGCCCCCUCUCGCACAAAUCCGCGCUCCCUCUUUGCCUCCACAGGAGGAACCGUCGAAGCGAGGAGGAGGACGGGGAGACCAAGAGGCAAAGAGAGAAAUGGAAGCUGCUGACGUUGAACAUGAAGGUGACAUGGAAAUAUAGAACAAUUGACGGGAUCAUUAGGGGUAAGGGAGCACGCUGAAAGUGAAGAACAUAUUGAGUUAAAUAAAAAGAUUGAUGAGAUGAUUGCUAAUCUGAGUGAGAAAGAUGAAGUACUUGAGCAUGCUGUAUAUGUUAGCAACACUCUUACCAUGAAGUAUAUGAUAACUAAAGAUAAGCUAAGUGAAGCCACAGGAGAGCUGAUUAAGGAAUUAAAAAAAAUGAAGGGAAUUCAAUCAAUUAUUGGUGUCAAGCAAGCUGGUAGUGUUUCUCAACGCCUGCAGGCUGAAAGGAAUAGAAGAUGGGGCUUAGAAGAACAAGCGGAACUUCUUUGCUCUGAAUGGCAAAAGGAAAUCAGUAGGCAAUAUUCAGACUGGCAUCCUUUCAAGCCUACAAUUGUUAAUGGAGUUUUAGAGGAAGUUGUGAUGGAGGACGAUGAGAAACUUGUUGCUUGGAAGGAAGAUUGGGGGAUUGAGGUACACAAUGCCGUUGUUCAGGCCCUUGUUGAGUUAAAUGAGUGCAAUCCGUCUGGCAGAUAUCCUGUGCAUGUACUGUGGAACUUCAGUGAGAACAGGAAAGCUUCAGUUGCAAGAGCAGUUAAACAUUUGAUGAAACUUUGGAAGGCAGAUAUGGGAAAGUAUAUGGCUCAGGGUGAUCGUCGGACACGCCCACGAACUGUUAUAUGUGACAAAGCACCACAAAUUACAGCAAACUGCAAAAAGACUAACAUGCGAGAAGCGAGGUCUCUUAUGCACGCUGUUGGUGGUAGCACUUUGGCCCCACUCAUGACUGUGAAAGAAACUGAGAUGGAAAAUGGAGCUACCAUGAGUGAAGUAUGUUCUGAGCUAAAGAAAAUGAUUGAUAAGAUGACUAUGGAAUUGAAAAAGAGAGACGAUGAAUUGCAAGAUGCUCAGUUUCUUAACUGUCACCUCAUCAAGGAGGAGCGGGAAAUGCAUGAUAACCUGAGCAAAGCCAAAAGAAGUCUAUUUAAAGGAUUAAGAGAAAUUGCAGGAAGCCUAUCUGUCAUUGGGGUCAAACAAAUGGGGCAGCUUGAUAAAGAGGUGUUUCUCAAUGCUUGCAAACUAAAAGGAGCAAAAGAUCACUUGGAAGCAACACGUGUUUGUUUGCAGUGGCAAUAUGAGAUCAGUAGACCAGAAUGGUAUCCUUUCAAAACUACCUAUACUGAAGGACAUGCAAAGGCUCUUGUUGAGCUGAAGCUGAAAGAGUACAAUCGGUAUGGUCAUGGAAGGUUUCCUGUGCCUGUGCUGUGGAACUUCAGUGAGAGCAGGGAAGCCUCAAUCGCAGAAGCGGUUGUACAUUUGGCGAAGCUUUGGAGGGCAAACAAGGGGAAGUACGUGAGCACUUGAACUGAUUUCUGUUCAUGUAUCCGGCACCGCGGACUGCAUUGCCGUGUUAUCACUCCUGGGUGCAACUAAACUUGUAUAACAUGCCUGAACUUAUUUUGGAUACAGUGAUGUAAUUCGAUGGGAGACCUUCUCCUGGAGCUUUCUGAAGCAUUGGUUAUGGUUACUCGGGUCAUAUGCUCAUCGUGCAUAAACCAGAAUGACGAUAUUUCUAUACGGUGACUUGGGGCUCUGCUUACAAUCUAUACAAGCUGUUUUGUCACCA
Molecule: messenger RNA, 1788 nt
Organism: Setaria italica (foxtail millet)
Lineage: Eukaryota; Viridiplantae; Streptophyta; Magnoliopsida; Poales; Poaceae
Exons: 9
Coding region: 243-1526 (427 amino acids)
Biological process (GO): gene silencing by siRNA-directed DNA methylation
Source: RefSeq, a predicted model, not a curated record